This is a messenger RNA of Xiphophorus maculatus (southern platyfish), 9259 nucleotides long. RefSeq names its product neuroblast differentiation-associated protein AHNAK-like. Gene Ontology annotation, biological process: regulation of RNA splicing. Lineage: Eukaryota; Metazoa; Chordata; Actinopteri; Cyprinodontiformes; Poeciliidae. Gene Ontology annotation, cellular component: cytoplasm; costamere; nucleus. The transcript is spliced from 5 exons. The record is from RefSeq and is a predicted model, not a curated record. Bases 179 to 8566 code for a protein of 2795 amino acids.
CACAUGGUGGCAAGACGUUCCAGGCCCAACCUGUUUGUCUGCUUCAGGAGGAGUAUCCACCUGCCUGACAUGUGCUCCUCUCAGUGACAGCCAGGUGAGCUGUCAGCACGGACUCAACUUCAACCUGGAACGGCCGGAUGGAUCCCCAGGUUUAGAUCUACAAACGACCAUCAAAAAUAUGGCAACACAUCGAAGGGGGCGGAGCCUCUCUGAGGCCUUGACCCUGGACGAGUUGGAGAACGGGGCGCUGGUCAUUUCCAGCGCUACCGAUUCCUCCCACAACCUGAAGGAAGGGGAUGAAAUUUUGGGAGCAACGAUAAAUUUUAAUCAGCUGUCAAAAGAGGAGGUGAUAAAUGUGUUGAAACUGAUGGAGCCAUUUGAUGACAAGGUCAAAGUUCUUACCAGGAGCUGCCUGAGCAAGAGUGUCGACAGUUUGGACCAGUGUGCCAGAAAUCCAGAGGCAAUGCUGAUGGAUUCCUAUACUAAACUUUACAAUGCCAAAAUAAAGAGGUUUGUGAAAGAUGACUCUGCUGCUGGUAAAGCCGCCUCAUCUAAGGUCAACCUAAAGCGUGACAUGGGGCUGCCUCGCCUUGGAGUUGAUUUUGGACUUCUAAAAUCCACAUCGUUGACUGCAGAUGCUGAUGCAGAUACUGAGUUUGAGGUCAGAGAUCUGAUGGAUGGCACCAAUCUGAACCUUCCACCACUUGGUGGCAAUUUGAGUGGACCUACUGCUGGUGACACCAGCAGUAGGUCAAGACCAAGACUUGAUGCUAGAAAUCCAGAGUCUCAUCUUGGAGACUACCAUCUCUCUAGGACAUUACCAGAUGAUUUAAAUGGCAUGACUGCAGCUGGUGGUCUGAAAAUGCCAAAUCUUGAAAAAGUUCUGGAUACAGGAUUUGGCUCAAAAGGUUCAGAUGAGUUCCUUCCAGAUCAUGAUAUAGAGGUUAUGGGACCAGAUGAAAUGUCAACAGUUCCUAAAGGUAAACUCAGUCUGAAGCAUGCCAAAAGACUGAAAACCCCAGAUCUAAAUUUAGAUGAUCCAUCUGGUCUUGUGGAAUCACCAAAACGUAGGCUGUCUGGGACACUACCUCAAAUGGACCUAGGAAAUGUCAAUGUGGAUACUCCAUGUGGGUCAGUCCAAUUGCCUAAUAUGGAGUCCCCUGGUGGAAGUGUGGGUGCUGAUAAAACAAUUGAUUUUAGUGUUAGAACCCCUAAGAUAAAAAGUGGCAUGUCUGCAUCUGAUGCUCAUUUAUCCAAAGUCGACUGGAAGGGAAUAAAUUUGGCCACUGAUACUCCUUCUGCUAGUGUCAAAAGUAAAACUGGAAAGUACAGGGCUCCUAAAUUUACGAUGCCCAAAUUUGAUUUGCCACAUAUUCAAGUCCCAGAUUUAGAUAUGGAUAUUUCAGGUCCAUCUGGGAAAUUUAGAAAGCCCAACCUAAACAUCCCUGACUUGAGUCUUUCAGGUCCAAAGACAGGGGGUCCGAACUUGGACCUGGGAUCACCUGAUCUGGAUGUCUGUGCACCUAAUCUCCGUAGUGACUUUAAAACCCCCAAACUAGACCUCAGUGGCAAAAAGACUGACUUAGACAUGCCCUCAGGUACCAUAAAAAUGCCUGAAUGUCCCGACUGGGAUGUUAAGGGUCCUUCUGGAAAACUCAAGAUGCCCAAAACCAACCUUUCAAGUACAUUGCCAAAAGGACCAAAUUUAGACCUAGAUGCAGAUCUCAAGUCACCAGAUUGGAGUCUCAAAACACCAAAGAUCAAAGGUGGGAUAAAUGCUCCUGAUCUGGACUUGCCUGACAUGGACCUUAAAGCUCCCAAGUUGGACUUAAAUACACCAGAUGUGAACACACCAAAAGGAAAGCUUAAAAUGCCUAAGAUGAAAAUGCCCAAAUUUAGCUUCCCAGGUAUCGAAGGGCCUGAACUUGAUGGCAACCUAAAUGGUCCAGAUAUAGAUGUAAAUGCACCUGAUCUAAACCUUAAGGCACCUAAAGCUGAUCUAGAUUUGAACAUGCCUGACCUGUCUGGGAAAUUCAAAAAGCCCAACCUGACUAUGCCUGACUUGGGUCUUUCAGGUCCAAAGAUAGAUGGGCCCAACUUAGACAUGCCGUCAGGAAAGCUAAAAAUGCCUGAUAUUGAAGGUCCUGAUUGGGAUGUUAAAGGUCCAUCAGGAAAACUCAAGAUGCCGAAAAUGGAUCUUUCAGGUACAUUACCAAAAGGACCAAAUUUAGACUUAAACGCAGAUCUCAAGUCACCAGAUUGGAGUCUCAAAACACCAAAGAUCAAGGGUGGGAUAAAUGCUCCUGAUCUGGACUUGCCAGACAUGGACCUUAAAGCUCCCAAGGUAGAUAUGAAUACACCAGAUGUCAACAUUGGAUCACCCAAAGGAAAGCUUAAAAUGCCUAAAUUUAAAAUGCCCAAAUUUAGCUUCCCUGGCAUCAAAGGACCUAAACUUGAUGGCAACCUAAAUGGUCCAGAUAUAGAUGUAAAUGCACCGAAUCUAAACCUUAAGGCACCUAAAGCUGAUCUAGAUUUGAACAUGCCUGACCUGUCUGGGAAAUUCAAAAAGCCCAACCUGACUAUGCCUGACUUGGGUCUUUCAGGUCCAAAGAUAGAUGGGCCCAACUUAGACAUGCCGUCAGAAAAGCUAAAAAUGCCUGAUAUUGAAGGUCCGGAUUGGGAUGUUAAAGGUCCAUCAGGAAAACUCAAAAUGCCGAAAAUGGACCUUUCAGGUACAUUACCAAAAGGACCAAAUUUAGACUUAAACGCAGAUCUCAAGUCACCAGAUUGGAGUCUCAAAACACCAAAGAUCAAGGGUGGGAUAAAUGCUCCUGAUCUGGACUUGCCAGACAUGGACCUUAAGGCUCCCAAGGUAGAUAUGAAUACACCAAAUGUCAACAUUGGAUCACCCAAAGGAAAGCUUAAAAUGCCUAAAAUGAAAAUGCCCAAAUUUAACUUCCCCGGCAUCAAAGGACCUGAACUUGAUGGCAACCUAAAUGGUCCAGAUAUAGAUGUAAAUGCACCUAAUCUAAACCUUAAGGCACCUAAAGCUGAUCUAGAUUUGAACAUGCCUGACCUGUCUGGGAAAUUCAAAAAGCCCAACCUGACUAUGCCUGACUUGGGUCUUUCAGGUCCAAAGAUAGAUGGGCCCAACUUAGACAUGCCGUCAGGAAAGCUAAAAAUGCCUGAUAUUGAAGGUCCGGAUUGGGAUGUUAAAGGUCCAUCAGGAAAACUCAAGAUGCCGAAAAUGGACCUUUCAGGUACAUUACCAAAAGGACCAAAUUUAGACUUAAACGCAGAUCUCAAGUCACCAGAUUGGAGUCUCAAAACACCAAAGAUCAAGGGUGGAAUAAAUGCUCCUGAUCUGGACUUGCCAGACAUGGACCUUAAAGCUCCCAAGUUAGAUAUGAAUACACCAGAUGUCAACAUUGGAUCACCCAAAGGAAAGCUUAAAAUGCCUAAAAUGAAAAUGCCCAAAUUUAACUUCCCCGGCAUCAAAGGACCUGAACUUGAUGGCAACCUAAAUGGUCCAGAUAUAGAUGUAAAUGCACCUAAUCUAAACCUUAAGGCACCUAAAGCUGAUCUAGAUUUGAACAUGCCUGACCUGUCUGGGAAAUUCAAAAAGCCCAACCUGACUAUGCCUGACUUGGGUCUUUCAGGUCCAAAGAUAGAUGGGCCCAACUUAGACAUGCCGUCAGGAAAGCUAAAAAUGCCUGAUAUUGAAGGUCCGGAUUGGGAUGUUAAAGGUCCAUCAGGAAAACUCAAGAUGCCGAAAAUGGACCUUUCAGGUACAUUACCAAAAGGACCAAAGUUAGACUUAAACGCAGAUCUCCAGUCACCAGAUUGGAGUCUCAAAACACCAAAGAUCAAGGGUGGGAUAAAUGCUCCUGAUCUGGACUUGCCAGACAUGGACCUUAAAGCUCCCAAGUUAGAUAUGAAUACACCAGAUGUCAACAUUGGAUCACCCAAAGGAAAGCUUAAAAUGCCUAAAAUGAAAAUGCCCAAAUUUAACUUCCCCGGCAUCAAAGGACCUGAACUUGAUGGCAACCUAAAUGGUCCAGAUAUAGAUGUAAAUGCACCGAAUCUAAACCUUAAGGCACCUAAAGCUGAUCUAGAUUUGAACAUGCCUGACCUGUCUGGGAAAUUCAAAAAGCCCAACCUGACUAUGCCUGACUUGGGUCUUUCAGGUCCAAAGAUAGAUGGGCCCAACUUAGACAUGCCGUCAGGAAAGCUAAAAAUGCCUGAUAUUGAAGGUCCUGAUUGGGAUGUUAAAGGUCCAUCAGGAAAACUCAAGAUGCCGAAAAUGGACCUUUCAGGUAAAUUACCAAAAGGACCAAAUUUAGACUUAAACGCAGAUCUCAAGUCACCAGAUUGGAGUCUCAAAACACCAAAGAUCAAGGGUGGGAUAAAUGCUCCUGAUCUGGACUUGCCAGACAUGGACCUUAAGGCUCCCAAGUUAGAUAUGAAUACACCAGAUGUCAACAUUGGAUCACCCAAAGGAAAGCUUAAAAUGCCUAAAAUGAAAAUGCCCAAAUUUAACUUCCCCGGCAUCAAAGGACCUGAACUUGAUGGCAACCUUAAUGGUCCAGAUAUAGAUGUAAAUGCACCUAAUCUAAACCUUAAGGCACCUAAAGCUGAUCUAGAUUUGAACAUGCCUGACCUGUCUGGGAAAUUCAAAAAGCCCAACCUGACUAUGCCUGACUUGGGUCUUUCAGGUCCAAAGAUAGAUGGGCCCAACUUAGACAUGCCGUCAGGAAAGCUAAAAAUGCCUGAUAUUGAAGGUCCUGAUUGGGAUGUUAAAGGUCCAUCAGGAAAACUCAAGAUGCCGAAAAUGGACCUUUCAGGUAAAUUACCAAAAGGACCAAAUUUAGACUUAAACGCAGAUCUCAAAUCACCAGAUUGGAGUCUCAAAACACCAAAGAUCAAGGGUGGGAUAAAUGCUCCUGAUCUGGACAUGCCAGACCUUAAAGCUCCCAAGUUAGAUAUGAAUACACCAGAUGUCAACAUUGGAUCACCCAAAGGAAAGCUUAAAAUGCCUAAAAUGAAAAUGCCCAAAUUUAACUUCCCCGGCAUCAAAGGACCUGAACUUGAUGGCAACCUAAAUGGUCCAGAUAUAGAUGUAAAUGCACCGAAUCUAAACCUUAAGGCACCUAAAGCUGAUCUAGAUGUGAACAUGCCUGACCUGUCUGGGAAAUUCAAAAAGCCCAACCUGACUAUGCCUGACUUGGGUCUUUCAGGUCCAAAGAUAGAUGGGCCCAACUUAGACAUGCCGUCAGGAAAGCUAAAAAUGCCUGAUAUUGAAGGUCCUGAUUGGGAUGUUAAAGGUCCAUCAGGAAAACUCAAGAUGCCGAAAAUGGACCUUUCAGGUAAAUUACCAAAAGGACCAAAUUUAGACUUAAACGCAGAUCUCAAGUCACCAGAUUGGAGUCUCAAAACACCAAAGAUCAAGGGUGGGAUAAAUGCUCCUGAUCUGGACUUGCCAGACAUGGACCUUAAGGCUCCCAAGUUAGAUAUGAAUACACCAGAUGUCAACAUUGGAUCACCCAAAGGAAAGCUUAAAAUGCCUAAAAUGAAAAUGCCCAAAUUUAACUUCCCCGGCAUCAAAGGACCUGAACUUGAUGGCAACCUAAAUGGUCCAGAUAUAGAUGUAAAUGCACCUAAUCUAAACCUUAAGGCACCUAAAGCUGAUCUAGAUUUGAACAUGCCUGACCUGUCUGGGAAAUUCAAAAAGCCCAACCUGACUAUGCCUGACUUGGGUCUUUCAGGUCCAAAGAUAGAUGGGCCCAACUUAGACAUGCCGUCAGGAAAGCUAAAAAUGCCUGAUAUUGAAGGUCCUGAUUGGGAUGUUAAAGGUCCAUCAGGAAAACUCAAGAUGCCGAAAAUGGACCUUUCAGGUAAAUUACCAAAAGGACCAAAUUUAGACUUAAACGCAGAUCUCAAAUCACCAGAUUGGAGUCUCAAAACACCAAAGAUCAAGGGUGGGAUAAAUGCUCCUGAUCUGGACAUGCCAGACCUUAAAGCUCCCAAGUUAGAUAUGAAUACACCAGAUGUCAACAUUGGAUCACCCAAAGGAAAGCUUAAAAUGCCUAAAAUGAAAAUGCCCAAAUUUAACUUCCCCGGCAUCAAAGGACCUGAACUUGAUGGCAACCUAAAUGGUCCAGAUAUAGAUGUAAAUGCACCGAAUCUAAACCUUAAGGCACCUAAAGCUGAUCUAGAUUUGAACAUGCCUGACCUGUCUGGGAAAUUCAAAAAGCCCAACCUGACUAUGCCUGACUUGGGUCUUUCAGGUCCAAAGAUAGAUGGGCCCAACUUAGACAUGCCGUCAGGAAAGCUAAAAAUGCCUGAUAUUGAAGGUCCUGAUUGGGAUGUUAAAGGUCCAUCAGGAAAACUCAAAAUGCCGAAAAUGGACCUUUCAGGUACAUUACCAAAAGGACCAAAUUUAGACUUAAACACAGAUCUCAAGUCACCAGAUUGGAGUCUCAAAACACCAAAGAUCAAGGGUGGGAUAAAUGCUCCUGAUCUGGACUUGCCAGACAUGGACCUUAAGGCUCCCAAGUUAGAUAUGAAUACACCAGAUGUCAACAUUGGAUCACCCAAAGGAAAGCUUAAAAUGCCUAAAAUGAAAAUGCCCAAAUUUAACUUCCCCGGCAUCAAAGGACCUGAACUUGAUGGCAACCUUAAUGGUCCAGAUAUAGAUGUAAAUGCACCGAAUCUAAACCUUAAGGCACCUAAAGCUGAUCUAGAUUUGAACAUGCCUGACCUGUCUGGGAAAUUCAAAAAGCCCAACCUGACUAUGCCUGACUUGGGUCUUUCAGGUCCAAAGAUAGAUGGGCCCAACUUCGAUUUGGGAUCACCUGAUCUAGAUGUCUCCGGACCUAAUCUGAGAGGUGGAAUAAAAAUGCCCGACAUCAAUAUGCCUAAGGCUAACUUUAAGACCCCCAAACUAAAUCUCAGUGGCCCAAAGGCCAAUUUAGACAUGCCAUCAGGAAAACUAAAUAUGCCUGAAGUUGAAGGUCCUCACUGGGAUGUUAAAGGUCCAUCAGGAAAACUCAAGAUGCCAAAAACGAACCUUUCAGGUACAUUACCAAAAGGACCAAAUUUAGACUUAAAUGCAGAUCUCAAGUCACCAGAUUUUAGUGUCAGAGCCCCGAAGGUCAAGGGUGGGAUGAAUGGCUUUGAAAUGCCUGAUGUAGGGUUUGGGAGCCCAUCAGGCAAUCGUAAAAAGUAUAAUAUGAAAAUGCCCAAAAUUGGAUUUUCAGGUUCAAAGUUAAAUGACUCUGAUCUUGAUAUUCCAAAAAUAAAAGGUGGACUUGAUUCUCCCAACCUGAGUUUAGCAAACAAAGACUUCAGAACCUCCAUGCCUGAUUUUGAUGUUCCAGAUGUUGAUUUUGGUACUUCACCAUUUAAAUUGCCAAACUUGAAAAUUCCUGAUGUGGGAUUUUCUAGUCCAAAGCUAGAGGACCCUAAACUUGAUUUCACAUCACCAGAUUUUAAUGCUAAAUUACCAAAGGGGCAAAAUCUGAAAUUAAAUCCGCACUUCAAUUCUCCAGAACUGAAUCUCAAAGCGCCAAACAUGAAAGGUGGAGUCAACUCCUUUAAGCUUGGUGCACCAAACGUCAACCUCCAAACUCCCAAGUUGGAUAUUAACACUCCAGGUGGCAAUGUUGGUUUACCUGGUGCAAAUGUAAAAAAGUCCCAAAUGAAGAUGCCAAAAGGCCUCAAUGCUAACUUAACAAGUGACUUUAACAUGCCCAAUAUAUCUGGUAAUAGUCCAAAAAUAUCAGGACCAAAACUGAGAGAUUCUGAUUUUAGUUUGCCAGCUUUAGAUCUAGCUGAAUAUGGAAUAAAUGGUCCAAAGCUGAGUGCAAAACAACGUAAUUUGAGAGUAAAUGGCAACAUUGAACCAUCAGAAAUGAACAUCUAUGACCCAAGAAUGAAAGGAGAUUUAAUUGGUGCACACAUGGGUAUGAAUUCUUCUUUGACAGACAUACGCAGUCCUUAUCUAAGAUCUCCAAAUCUUAACAUUGAUGAUGCUUCCAUGAAUUUCAAGGGAGCCUCGUAUAAGAAUCGCAGAUCAGAUAUGGCAGGUAUGAGUUUGAAAAGACCGGACUUAGACAUAGAUCAAGACAUUCGACUUAAUAAAAAGUCUACUAAAACCAAUGUGAGGUCCAGCUACCCUGCAGUGGAUCAUGCCUUACACCAAUACAUUGAUUUUAACCAUUCAGAUCUCAACAUUGAUGAUUUCACAGGGAGAGACCAUGUGCUUAGAGCUAGGGGUUCACAACCAGACCUCCGAGCACAAUCUAAACAUCAACAAUGGGUCCCGUCUUCUGGGGUUUAUGUUGACCCCAGAAACAGUGGAGAUCACAGUAUGCAUGGUUUACCUCAAAAUGACCCUGACGGUUCAGGAGGAUACUUUGUCACUGUUUUCCCCAAACAAGCUCUACUGAAGAGCAAAUACAACACAACCAGUAGGCUUGGGUUGCCAACAGCAAAAAUGGACCUUGAUGUUCCAGAUGAAAACUACCUAAAGGGCUCAACCUACUUUUUCUCCAACCUUGUAUAAUCAUGGGAGCACUCGCAUGUCUCUACUUUUGUAUAUUUCAUAUUUUGCUUGAUUUCUUUAUUUAUUGUGACCAUUGUUCCUGUGUGUGUUUUGUAUAUUUUUGUACAUAAAAUCAUUUGCAAUUUGGCCGAAGUGCAUUGUAACGGAUAUUUUCUUCAGUUGUUUUAUAACAUGCUAAAACAAUUUUUUUUACUUUUUUUUUUUACACAAUACUUUCUCAAAAUAUUUUAUGGCAUUUUAAAACUUUUUAAAUAGUAUUUUAUUCGUUAUUUAGUUGUUUUGAUGUUGAAACUCCUGGAUAACAUUGUGCAAUAAAUUGUUUUUAUUCUAUUUUAAAAAGAAUCAUAAGUUUUAAAUCGUUUGUUGCCUGUUGUUCUCUGUAAUCGAAGGAUCAUCGGAUGAAAUACUUAAGCAUACAUAUUUUCAGAUUUUAGCUUAAACUGAACUGUGAUUUCUAAUAUAAAAUGCAUAAAUGAUGAAGUUAUUGAAUUGCUUGUAUUUCCCCCUUAAUAACAGAAAAGUAGUUUCUUUUUUAGUAUGGCAUACAGUUUUGUUAAAAAGUCUUGGCAAUGACAUAAAUGUAUUAUGUAACUUUUGUACCAUUUUCAUGUUUCUGGUUUAUUUUACAUGUGUUCACCUAUACUACAGUAUACAGAAUAAUUAAAAAUAAUAAAUAAAAUUCCUUCAUUUUAA